AAAAAAGCUGACCAGCUGUUUCUGUCUGCGUGCAAGGUUACUAUAGCAACCGACUCACGCCGCCGAGAUACAAGGAGGAAGUUGUGGAAGUAUGUCUGCUGCUAAAAAGAAAGGAGGCAAGGUCGCCAAGGCGGAAAAGGAGAAGCUCCAGAAAGAGGAGGAUGAACGCAAACAAAAAGAAGAGGAUGAGGCACGUCAGGCUGCGGAGAGAGAGGAGCAGGAGAGGAGGGAGAGGCUGAGGCUGGAGCAGGAGGAACAGGAGAGACUGGAGAUGAAGGACAGGGAGCGGCGAGAGGACGAGCUGAAUGAACUACGCCAUCUGCUGGAGGAGAACCACAUAGCGUCCACCAAAUGGGAGGCCGAACUGAAGGGCAAAGCGAAGUGGGACCGCUACAUGCGUUGUGAUGGCAGUCCGGACCCCUCUGUGCUUCAGGAGAUCAACACCUUCAUCUCCCUGUGGUGGGAAGACACUGAGACACAGGUGGAGCCGGUACUGCAGCAGUGUGACCAGGCCUUACAGUUGAUAGAGGAGUUGGAGGCCUUGAUAGGUGAUGACCCAGAGCCUCAGCAGCUGUUGCAGUACAAGGACACCAUGGUCUCACUACAGAAGCUGCUGCACACCAAGCACAACCUCAUCACCGAGCACAUCCUCAAGUUGGCCAACACUCAGUCAGACAUCGAGACGGGAAACAUGCAGACUGUGGUCCGGGAUAAGAACAUCACCUUGUGUCUCUGGGCCAACCUCAACAAAAACCCCAGGUUUAAGGGGUUUGAUUUCCAGGAGGUGCGUCUGGGUUUCCGGUUGCCAAAGCAGCUGGCGGUGAGUGACGUGGCGGUGCGCAUGCUCCACACGCGCUACGACCACCUGUCGCACCUCAGCCGGCCCACGCCCCCCCGCUCUCGCAGCUCCUUCGCCAGCCUCGCCGCCGCGGGCGACCAGGACCCCACCGCCACCGCCACCCCCCAGGGGGAGGGAGAGGGGGAGAGGGAGGGGGAGGUGGGGCAGAGGGCUAGCACGCUAGCUGCGGACGACGCAGACCGACACUCGCUCAAGUCGGAGAGCAGGAAGAGUGUUAUGAGUGUUCACUCGAACAAGGAUGACCGCAAGAGCUCCUCACGGAAGACAGCAGUGGAGGAGAGCGGAACCGGAACCGGAACCGGAACCGGCCCAGAGGACACACACACCAUGCUGGAGACAGUACACUCAGGUGUGACCAUUUCUCCCCCGCCUGAAGACUCCAGUGCUCUACCGGACAGUGCGGUGGGCAGUGUGGUGGACCUGCACCAGUUCAGCUCCCUCGGGGGGGUCUUCUACUUCGACGCCUUCCACCUGCCCCCCCAGGCACACGCGCUCAACGGCUGGGAGAUGAGACAGCUUCUUGACAGUGGUCUUCAGGUGUUCCCCUACCCUCUGGAGCAGCUGCCGGUGAACAGCUUUGCGUCGGGCCGUCUGGACGAGAGCGUGGCCCUCUGCCCUCCCCCCGUCGGGGCGUCUGUCACGCUGCCCGACUCCGUCGUGGUGCUCGAGGACCCCACCGUGGCCAGGUGGGACCCCACAGACAAGCAUUGGAAGACGGACUGCAUCAGUGACGUGGUGUACAGCGCGUCUGAGCGGUGCGUGUCGUUCAGCAUGGACUCCUUCUGCAUCUUCACCCUGAUGCAGGACUCCUACUGCAACAUGCCCUUCCAGAGCUGGGAGCUGCGGCCCCUCGCACAGGACUCAGCUAUGCUCACUAUACACGGAGCACUGCUGCAAGUCAGCAUCACCAUCAAGGGUAACCAGUGCAUGGUGCGUGGUGGUGAUGAGGAGGGGGAGGGGGAGAGGGUGCCUGCUGACCUGACGGGCCAGUGGAUGAGUGCUGCAGCUCUGCAGAAGGCCAUGAGGAACGCAGGCAUCAACAUCUUCACCGACCAGCACUCUGACAAGUAUGUCAGCGUCAACGCCAAGGACCCCCUGAUUGAGCAUGCGGUGUAUGAGCAGAUGGCUCUGCUGUCCUCAGCUGUGGCCUUCUCAUGGAGCAAGUGGAACGCCCAGUGCGGACAACAACACCUGGUGCUACAGGUGUGUGAGCACCUGGAUGAGAGGCCUGUGGACAUGGGGGCGUGGUCUCUGUACCUGCUGGGCGCCCAGCGGAGCCAGCGAUUGGCUAUGAGCGAGGGAAGUCCCGCCUUCAGCCCCCAGCUGGCACCCGGAACAGAGUUCCACUCCACCUUCCUGCACAUGCUCCGUGACGUCAUGAGCGAAGCGUCCAAUCAACGCGUCCGCUCCUCGCACCACCUCUACGUGGAGACUGUCCAGAGCCUACUGAGCGCCACCAGAGUGCUCACCUACUCCUGAAUAUACACACACACACACACACACACACACACACACCUCUACGUGGAGACUGUCCAAAACCUACUGAGGGCCACCAGAGUGCUCACCUACUCCUGAACACACACACACACACACACACACACACACACACACACACACACACACACACACACA
Engraulis encrasicolus (European anchovy) is the source of this 2491-nucleotide messenger RNA. RefSeq names its product dynein axonemal intermediate chain 7 (gene dnai7). Gene Ontology annotation, molecular function: beta-tubulin binding; microtubule binding. NCBI's taxonomy places the organism in Eukaryota, Metazoa, Chordata, Actinopteri, Clupeiformes, Engraulidae. The transcript has 15 exons. Bases 92 to 2338 code for a protein of 748 amino acids. Gene Ontology annotation, cellular component: axoneme. The record is from RefSeq and is a predicted model, not a curated record.